Molecule: messenger RNA, 1655 nt
Organism: Tachyglossus aculeatus (Australian echidna)
Lineage: Eukaryota; Metazoa; Chordata; Mammalia; Monotremata; Tachyglossidae
Gene: ZBTB43
Product: zinc finger and BTB domain containing 43
Exons: 3
Coding region: 173-1576 (467 amino acids)
Biological process (GO): regulation of transcription by RNA polymerase II
Molecular function (GO): protein binding; DNA-binding transcription factor activity, RNA polymerase II-specific; RNA polymerase II cis-regulatory region sequence-specific DNA binding
Source: RefSeq, a predicted model, not a curated record
UCCGGGUCGGCGCGGGGCAGGGGCAGCGGGCGCCGCGGGAAGGAGCGAUGUGAGCACGGCGCCACCAGAGCUGGCUGUGUAAUUCUUGGAAAAAGGUUGGGCGAACAUGUUACAAGGAACUUUGUCCCAGGGAUACGACUUCGCAUUGGCCCUGCUCUAGAUCUGUAAUGAAAUGGAGUCUGGAACCAGCUCUUUUCGAGUGGAGUUUCCCGAUUUUUCUAGUACCAUCUUGCAGAAACUAAACCAGCAGCGCCAGCAAGGGCAGUUAUGUGAUGUGUCCAUCGUUGUCCAGGGCCACCUCUUCAGGGCUCACAAAGCCGUGCUGGCAGCCAGUUCGCCUUACUUCUGUGACCAGGUUCUCCUGAAGAACAGCCGGAGGAUCGUCCUGCCCGACGUGAUGAACCCGCGAGUCUUUGAGAACAUCCUCCUCUCUUCUUACACGGGGCGGCUGGUGAUGCCUGCCCUGGAAAUCGUCAGUUACCUGACGGCGGCCAGCUUCCUCCAGAUGUGGCACGUGGUGGACAAAUGCACUGAGGUUUUAGAAGGGAACCCCACCGUCCUCUGCCAAAAGCUCAACCACGGCAAUGACCACCAGUCCCCGAGCAGCAGCAGUUACAGCGGCCUCGUGGAAAACUUUGAGCUGGGCUCGGGCGGGCAGCCCGAUUUCCAGAAAGCCCAAGACCUGCGGGACGGGGAGAAUGAAGAAGAAAACUCCAAAGACGAGCUGUCCUCCCAGUUAACCGAGCACGAGUAUCUCCCCAGCAACUCCUCCACCGAGCACGACCGUCUGAGCACGGAGAUGGCGAGCCAGGAUGGGGAGGAGGGGGCCAGCGACGGGACGGAGUACCACUACACCCGCCCCAUCUACAGCAAGCCCAGCAUCAUGUCUCACAAGCGCUGGAUCCACGUGAAGCCGGAACGGUUCGAGCAGGACUGCGAAGGCGUGGACGUGCACGCCGCCUUUGACGAGCACCAGGUCUCCGAGUCGGUCAACACCAUGCAGACGGACCACGCGAUGCCGUCCUCGGGCGCCGACGAGGACUUUCACGUCGGCGACAAGAAAGCGGAGGCCGAGUUCGACGAGCAGGCCGACGACGGUAACUAUGACGAGCAGGUCGAUUUCUACGGGUCGUCCAUGGAGGAGUUUUCCGGGGAGAGGGCCGACGGGAGCCUGAGUGGGCCCAGGCAGGAGGCGAGCGUAGCGGCGGGCUACGGGGACGCCAUCGAGAUGGUGCCGGGGAUUAAAGAGGAAUCUUCCCACGUGGGGUUCUCUUCCGCUGACAAACUGUACCCGUGUCAGUGUGGGAAGAGUUUCACCCACAAGAGUCAGAGGGAUCGGCAUAUGAGCAUGCACCUCGGCCUCCGGCCUUACGGCUGCGGAGUCUGUGGUAAGAAAUUCAAAAUGAAACAUCACCUCGUCGGCCACAUGAAAAUCCACACAGGCAUAAAGCCCUAUGAGUGUAACAUCUGUGGGAAGAGAUUUAUGUGGAGGGACAGUUUUCAUCGGCACGUGACUUCUUGUACCAAGUCGUAUGAGGCUGCAAAAGCCGAGCAGAAUACUACUGAUGUUAACUAAAAAUAGGACCUGGGGAAAUUUUCUUUCUUUUUUUUUUUUUUGUGGUGUGCACAAAAAUAAACCAUUAUAAUUAUGCAAA